Molecule: messenger RNA, 797 nt
Organism: Gekko japonicus
Lineage: Eukaryota; Metazoa; Chordata; Lepidosauria; Squamata; Gekkonidae
Gene: MRPL18
Product: mitochondrial ribosomal protein L18
Exons: 4
Coding region: 198-758 (186 amino acids)
Biological process (GO): translation
Cellular component (GO): ribosome; mitochondrion
Molecular function (GO): structural constituent of ribosome; 5S rRNA binding
Source: RefSeq, a predicted model, not a curated record
CAUCCACCUUUUGUGAAUGUUGGUGGUGCCAUUUCUGUUGAGGGCUGCAGUUCUCUUUCGUGGUUAGCAUACAGAUUUAAGUAUUGGCUACAUCUAAGAAUUUUGUUCCCUUAGUAAAGAUGGUACUACAUAGCGUCUCGUAGUUGCGGUUCUUGGCGAUUACCGCCCUGGCAGUUUGAUACCACCACCCUGGCAGGAUGGCAUUGAGAAGAUGGACUUUGCAGCUGGGGACUUCAGCCAAGGGAUUCCUGGGACCUGGUCAAGGUAUUCGAUUCAGUUCUGCAAUUUCCAGUUCCACACCUUCUUUUGAGAAUGAACUGGAUUUAACAGAAAAUGAGAUUGUUGCUCCUGAUUUUACUAACCGGAAUCCUCGUAACUUGGAGCAGUUGUCUCUAGCAAGGAAGGAGAGGGGCUGGAAAACAACGUGGCCAAAUCAAGAGUAUUGGCACAGGUUGAGACUUCAACAAACACACCACCAUGUGAGGGGCUAUGUUGAACACUGCAGUGGUCACAUUGUAGUCUCUGCUUCCACCCAAGAGUGGGCCAUCAAGAAGUACCUUCAUCGUACAACAGGUGUGGCAGCAUGUGUGAAUGUCGGCCGCGUGCUAGCUCAACGUUGCCUUGAAGCAGGAAUCAGCUUCGUGGACUUCCAAGUUAUAACGCCAUGGGAAAAACAUUGUGAUACGCUCAAAGGCUUCCAAAAUGCAGUGAGUGAAGGUGGUGUUGUACUGAAAGAGCUGCGAAGAGUUUAUGAAUAAGUUUAAAAUUUGUGAAAAUAUGCUGAGAAAGAGAUGGUG